UGGAGAGCCCCACGGCUCCGUGCAAGAGCUCUAUUUUAUUAGUUCGGCCUCACCCUGCUCUCUUCUCCCGCAUGUCCGCGUCUCGGUUUCCAUUUCCGUCUCCCAGCUCCUUGAUUCGCUCUCCUUUCCCUGCCUCAAAUCCUGCAUGAUCGUCGAAUAAAAUAUAAGCAAACCAAAUCCGAUUUCGAUACUUCUAUAAAUCCCCGCUUCCGUUCUCCGAUCGAUUUCACUUCGCCCGUAUUUCGAUCGAUUUCUCUGUAAGAAUUGUUCGAUCUCUUUCUAUUUUGGUGUUCUGCGAGCCUUUCGCUGGUGAAAGAUCGCUCCAUUUCUUGUCCUUUUCAAGCAGCAGCCAUGAACGCUCUGGCCGCCACCAGCCGCAACUUUCGCCAGGCCUCCCGCCUCCUGGCUCUCGAUUCCAAGCUCGAGAAGAGCCUCUUAAUCCCCUUCCGUGAAAUCAAGGUGGAAUGUACCAUCCCUAGAGAUGAUGGGACGAUGGCUUCCUAUGUUGGGUUCAGGGUUCAGCAUGACAAUGCCCGGGGGCCGAUGAAAGGGGGGAUCAGAUAUCACCCUGAAGUUGACCCUGAUGAGGUGAAUGCUCUGGCUCAACUGAUGACAUGGAAAACAGCCGUUGCAGACAUUCCAUAUGGUGGAGCGAAGGGGGGCAUUGGGUGCUCUCCUGGUGAAUUAAGUACCAGUGAGUUGGAACGCCUAACACGUGUCUUUACUCAGAAGAUUCAUGAUCUCAUUGGAACUCACACUGAUGUUCCAGCCCCUGAUAUGGGAACCAAUUCACAGACUAUGGCAUGGAUUUUAGAUGAGUAUUCUAAGUUCCAUGGCCACUCACCAGCCAUCGUUACUGGAAAGCCAAUAGAUCUUGGUGGCUCCUUAGGCAGGGAUGCUGCUACCGGGCGAGGUGUUGUAUUUGGUGCCGAGGCUUUAUUAGCUGAACAUGGGAAGUCUAUUUCUGGAUUGAGUUUUGUUAUCCAGGGUUUUGGAAAUGUGGGAUCUUGGGCUGCACAAAUUCUUCAUGAAAAAGGUGGUAAGAUUAUUGCAAUUGGAGAUGUAACCGGUGCAAUAGAAAAUCCGGAUGGUAUUGAUAUUCCUGCACUCAUGAACCACAAAAAUGGAGGCGGUGUUCUGAAAGAUUUCAAAGGCGCAAAUGCUAUGGACAUGAAGGAAUUGCUUGUGCAUGAAUGUGAUGUUCUUAUUCCUUGUGCCUUGGGCGGAGUGCUUCACAGGGAAAAUGCUGCUGAUGUGAAGGCCAAGUACAUCAUAGAAGCUGCUAACCAUCCCACUGAUCCAGAAGCAGAUGAGAUACUAUCGAAAAAAGGGGUCGUCAUACUGCCCGACAUUUAUGCAAAUGCUGGGGGUGUGAUUGUGAGUUAUUUUGAGUGGGUUCAGAACAUCCAAGGGUUCAUGUGGGGUGAGGAUAAGGUGAACAUGGAACUUCAAAGGUACAUGACAGGUGCUUUCAAGAACAUCAAGUCAAUGUGUAAGACUCAUGACUGCAAUCUCAGAAUGGGCGCGUUCACCCUGGGGGUGAACCGAGUUGCCCGUGCUACUCUCCUGAGGGGUUGGGAAGCAUAGGGAGAUGAAUUCUGAUUCAUUUAGAAAAAUUCUUAGCUAUCAAAGACAAGAGAAAGAAAGGAGCUCAACGUUAUUAUUUUCCAGUCUAAAAAAAAAAAAAAAAAAACCAUACAGGGGAGACUUGAGUAACAUAUGUUCAACCAGUGAAGUAGUCUGGAACUCUCAAAGCAAAACUGUUACAUUUGUUCUUUUGUUGUGAGUGAAGUUUAAGCUUAUGGAAAUAAAAGGUAGUUGUUGCCGUAGUUUC
This is a messenger RNA of Elaeis guineensis (African oil palm), 1834 nucleotides long. Its product is annotated as glutamate dehydrogenase 2, mitochondrial. NCBI's taxonomy places the organism in Eukaryota, Viridiplantae, Streptophyta, Magnoliopsida, Arecales, Arecaceae. The record is from RefSeq and is a predicted model, not a curated record. Gene Ontology annotation, biological process: L-glutamate catabolic process. Gene Ontology annotation, molecular function: L-glutamate dehydrogenase (NAD+) activity. Gene Ontology annotation, cellular component: mitochondrion.